This is a messenger RNA of Fukomys damarensis (Damara mole-rat), 2046 nucleotides long. It is a transcript of the gene Tent2, whose product is annotated as terminal nucleotidyltransferase 2. Gene Ontology annotation, cellular component: cytosol. The record is from RefSeq and is a predicted model, not a curated record. Gene Ontology annotation, molecular function: poly(A) RNA polymerase activity. NCBI's taxonomy places the organism in Eukaryota, Metazoa, Chordata, Mammalia, Rodentia, Bathyergidae. Bases 551 to 1993 code for a protein of 480 amino acids. The transcript is spliced from 16 exons.
CCUCUGCCGGUAUUCUCAUCCGGGUCACGUCAAUCUUCCGGAUUUUUCUACGCCGCCUUCUCAUCGACUUUUUGGUCUUCCGCCUUUACCGCCGCCCCUCAUCCUGUAUAUCCUCGUUGGUCCUGUGUUUUCUCGUGUCUCUCCUCCUGCAGUCGCGCCUGGCCAUAGGUCGCCAGUCCGAACCGAAGCCGGGCCUGGUCCACUGGGGCCGCCCCUGCCUCUUUGGGUCCGGCCGCGCGCGCCCGGCUGCGGCUGUCCGGGCUCUGGCCACGGGCUGUGCAGCCUUCUUGGUGACUCUGUGUUUUGUUUUGCUUAGGAAGUUCCAGCGAGAUCUCGUAGGCAGCCCUCGGCUGCUACUCCUUUUGAGGACUCUCAGGGCCUCUUCUCUCCAGUGUUCUCUGUCUCGAGUCCUACCCCAGUCACCUCACCCCACUGCCCUGUCCUCCUCCGCGAUCGAAGCGGGAAGAUUGUCUCGAAACUCCUGCAUGGUGUUUCAAAGGGCAGUGGAGAACGAAGGUAGAAUACAUGUGCACUUCCAGUGAGCAAGAGCAUGUUCCCGAACUCAAUUUUGGGUCGCCCGCCCUUCACUCCAAACCAUCAGCAACAUAAUAACUUCUUUGCUCUGUCACCAACUCUUUAUUCACACCAGCAGCUUAUAGAUGCACAAUUCAACUUCCAGAAUGCAGACUUGUCUAGAGCUUUGUCAUUACAGCAACUGACAUAUGGAAAUGUUGGUCCAAUACCGACCUCAGCAUCCCCAAUAUUUCGAGGAAGGAAGAGAUUAAGUGAUGAAAAAAACCUGCCUCUUGAUGGUAAACGGCAACGAUUCCAUUCACCCCACCAAGACCCAACUGUAGUUAACCAGAUAGUGCCUUUAUCAGGUGAACGAAGAUACUCAAUGCCUCCAUUGUUUCAUACACCCUAUGUACCAGAGAUAGUCAGAUGUGUUUCGCCUUUCCGAGAAAUAUCAUUUUUAGAGCCUAGAGAAAUCACACUGCCUGAAGCCAAAGAUAAGUUAAGUCAGCAGAUACUGGAAUUAUUUGAAACAUGUCAGCAGCAAGUAAGUGACUUAAAGAAGAAAGAGCUCUGUCGAACACAGCUGCAGAGAGAAGUUCAGCUGCUGUUUCCACAAAGCAGACUUUUUUUGGUUGGGUCUUCUCUAAAUGGAUUUGGUACCCGGAGUAGUGAUGGCGAUUUAUGCCUAGUUGUUAAAGAAGAACCAGUAAAUCAGAAGACUGAAGCACGGCACAUACUACUAUUAGUCCAUAAACACUUCUGUACUAGACUUUCUGGCUACAUUGAGAGACCUCAACUGAUUCGAGCAAAAGUACCAAUUGUGAAGUUCAGGGAUAAAGUCAGUUGUGUGGAGUUUGACUUGAAUGUAAACAAUAUUGUUGGAAUAAGAAACACAUUCCUUCUCAGAACUUACGCAUACCUUGAAAAUCGAGUUCGUCCUUUAGUGCUGGUGAUUAAGAAGUGGGCAAAUCACCAUGAGAUAAAUGAUGCCAGUCGUGGUACUUUAAGCAGCUAUAGCCUUGUAUUGAUGGUUUUGCACUAUUUACAAACCCUACCUGAACCCAUCCUUCCAUCCCUCCAAAAAAUUUACCCAGAAUCUUUUAGUCCUGCUAUCCAGCUGCACCUUGUACAUCAGGCACCGUGUAAUAUUCCUCCUUACCUCUCAAAGAAUGAAUCAAGUCUUGGGGACCUCUUACUGGGCUUUCUUAAAUAUUAUGCUACAGAAUUUGACUGGAGCAGUCAAAUGGUUUCAGUCCGUGAAGCCAAAGCCAUUCCAAGACCUGAUGGUAUUGAGUGGAGAAAUAAAUACAUCUGUGUAGAAGAACCUUUUGAUGGAACAAAUACAGCCAGAGCUGUGCAUGAAAAGCAGAAGUUUGACAUGAUCAAAGAUCAGUUUUUAAAGUCAUUUCACAGAUUGAAAAACAAAAGAGAUUUGAACAGUAUACUACCUUUAAGAACUGCUCUCCUGAAAAGAUAACUGACCUCUAUUUCUUAAAUUCUUCUGAGAAAUAAAGAACAAGAGUUACAUCA